Messenger RNA from Mercurialis annua (annual mercury), 1741 nucleotides. RefSeq lists its product as uncharacterized. NCBI's taxonomy places the organism in Eukaryota, Viridiplantae, Streptophyta, Magnoliopsida, Malpighiales, Euphorbiaceae. The transcript is spliced from 4 exons. The record is from RefSeq and is a predicted model, not a curated record. Bases 32 to 1633 code for a protein of 533 amino acids.
AUAAAAAAAAUCAGUUCAAUUUCAAAGGGACAUGGCUAAUGUUGAAACCCCAAAAUAUUAUGGCAUCAUCAGAAUCAUUGUCAUGCUUCUAUGCUUAUUUUCAAUGUUAGAUGACAGUGUUGCAAACUGGCUAAAUCAUGGAGCUGAUAUGAGCAAUACAAGGAAUGCAAAGGGAGAGGUGUUAAUCAACCGAUUUUCGGUGCAAAAUCUGCGUUUGAAAUGGUCGUUUUUCGCCGGUAAAGAUAUAUCUGCUACCCCAGCUAUAGCAGAUCAUACUAUCUACUUCCCGUCGUGGAACGGAUAUGUGUAUGCUGUGAAUGCAUUCAAUGGUGCACUGAUAUGGAAGCAGAAUAUUAGUCAAUUGACAGGACUAAGCGGCACAGGAUUCGUAUCCGGAGUGAAUGUAACCGUGUCUAGAUCAACCCCAACGGUUGCCGGUGAUCUCUUGAUUAUCACAAUUUAUGGACCGGCUUAUGUUCUUGCAGUAAAGCGAUCAAGCGGAAGAUUCGUUUGGCUAACUCGUCUAGAUCCACGUCCUAGAGCCUUGAUCACACAAUCUGGAACAUUUUACAUAGGGGCAUUUUAUGUUGGAGUAUCAUCAUUAGAAGAAGCGUUACCAGCUAACGAAUGCUGCAUUUUCCGGGGAAGCGUAGCCAAGCUAGAUAUCCGAACAGGUGCAGUUAAAUGGCAAACCUAUAUGCUUCCCGACAAUGGAGGAAAUCUCGGAGGCUACGCAGGAGCCGCGGUAUGGGGAAGCAGCCCUGCGAUUGACUGGAAAAGAAAGUUAGUAUAUGUGGGAACCGGGAACCUGUACGCAGUUCCUCUUGAAGUGAGUCAAUGUCAAGAAGCACAAAACAAUCUAACAACAAAACCAUCUCAGCCAUGCUUCGGACCAGAUGCUCAUUUCAACUCGAUUCUCGCUAUAAAACUCGACUCGGGGGAGAUCGCAUGGGCAACUCAACUGGGGGGUUAUGAUGCCUUUACUUUUAAUUGUUUGGUUCCCAAUAGCCCUACUUGUCCAGUAGGUCCUAACAAGGAUGCAGACUUUGGAGAGGCUCCAAUGCUGAUUAGUAUAGUUGCUAAUGGAAAAAAACGUGAUGUUGCAGUUGCUGUACCGAAGAGUGGAUUUGCAUGGGCUCUCGACCGUGACACUGGUGAUCUCGUCUGGUUUAAGCUAGCUGGACCAGGUAGCUUGGAGGGAGGAGGACUAUGGGGUGCAGCCACCGAUAGUAGGACAGUCUACACCAAUAUUGUCAACGGUUUCCGAGAGACAUUCAUUCUAGCGCCCUCUAACCAAACAACAACAGCCGGGGCAUGGGUAGCUUUGGAAGCAAAUUCCGGCCAAAUAUUAUGGUCCACGGAAAACCCUAGCAAUGAGACUGCCCAUGGCCCCGUCACAGUAGUCAAUGAUCUACUUUUUGCUGGGUCAGUGGCUCCUAAUGGUCCUCUAUAUGCAAUGGAGACGAGAACUGGAAAAAUUAUAUGGUCCUAUAAUUCUGGUGCUACUAUUUAUGGAGGUGUAUCGGCGGCCUAUGGCUGUAUUUACUUUGGGAAUGGUUUCACAGUCGGCUUAGCGAAAAGGUUCCACCCCACAUGGACUGCCGGAACUUCACUCUAUGCUUUGUGUCUAUAAAGAAAGACUUGAUGUGGUAAUUAAUAUAUUAAAGAAUAAAACAUGGAUGCUUUUCAUAUGUACUAUAAGUUUGUAAUAAUAAAAUUGAAUAACGUGAUAAAUUAGUAA